This is a messenger RNA of Perognathus longimembris pacificus (Pacific pocket mouse), 1287 nucleotides long. RefSeq names its product aspartoacylase (gene Aspa). The record is from RefSeq and is a predicted model, not a curated record. Gene Ontology annotation, molecular function: hydrolase activity, acting on ester bonds; hydrolase activity, acting on carbon-nitrogen (but not peptide) bonds, in linear amides. The transcript has 6 exons. Bases 166 to 1107 code for a protein of 313 amino acids. Lineage: Eukaryota; Metazoa; Chordata; Mammalia; Rodentia; Heteromyidae.
AAUUUUUUUUUAAGUUAUUCCACUUAAGGAAGUCUGUCUGUACUUUGCACUUUGGCUAAUUUAGUCUCAUUUAGACUUAAGUUUCUAAACUUUUCUUGGGAAAUUAAGCUUUGUUUUAUCUCGUCUCUUCUGAACUGCAGAACUCAGAGAAAACUGCAUAGUAAAAUGACCUCUUGUGACUUCACUGAAGAACCUAUAAAAAAGAUCGCCAUCUUCGGAGGAACUCAUGGUAAUGAGCUGACAGGAGUAUUUCUAGUUAAGCACUGGCUAGAGAAUGGUGCUGAAAUUCAGAGAACAGGGUUACAAGUGAAGCCCUUUAUUACGAACCCAAGAGCAGUGGAGAAGUGUACCCGAUAUAUUGACUGUGACCUGAAUCGUGCUUUUGACUUUGAAAAUCUUGGCAAAAAAGUUUCUGAAGAUUUGCCAUAUGAAGUGAGAAGGGCUCAAGAAAUAAAUCACUUAUUUGGUCCAAAAAAUAGUGAAGAUUCCUAUGACAUUAUUUUUGACCUUCACAACACUACUUCUAACAUGGGAUGUACUCUUAUUCUUGAAGAUUCCAGGAAUGACUUUUUAAUUCAGAUGUUUCAUUAUAUUAAGACUUCCUUGGCUCCAUUACCUUGCUAUGUUUAUCUUAUUGAACAUCCUUCCCUCAAAUAUGCAACCACUCGUUCUAUAGCCAAGCACCCUGUUGGUAUAGAAGUUGGUCCCCAGCCUCAAGGUGUUCUGAGAGCUGAUAUUUUGGAUCAAAUGAGAAAAAUAAUUAAACAUGCUCUUGAUUUUAUACACAAUUUUAAUGAAGGAAAAGAAUUUCCUCCAUGUUCUGUUGAGGUGUAUAAAAUAAUGGACAAAGUCGAUUAUCCCAGGAAUGAAAGUGGAGAGAUUGCUGCCCUCAUCCACCCAAAUCUACAGGAUCAAGACUGGAAACCAUUGCACCCUGGAGAUCCUGUGUUUGUGACUAUUGAUGGAAAGACAAUCCCACUGGGUGGAGACCAUACUGUAUACCCUGUGUUUGUGAAUGAGGCCGCUUAUUAUGAAAAGAAAGAAGCUUUUGCAAAGACAACUAAACUAACACUCAAUGCAAAAAGUAUUUGCUAUGCUUUCCACUAGAAAUCACUCACUUAUUAUAGGGUACCUUGAAAAGCCUUAUAAGUCUAUAAUUUCCUCAAGAGCAGGCUUGUGCCCUUUUUAUGUCUAUACACAUAGCACCUAGCCAGGAGUCAUACACACUAAGCAUCCAGACCCAUUUCUUAAAGCAAAGAAUAAAUUAAUGAAUAUCUUCUAAAGGCA